Molecule: messenger RNA, 764 nt
Organism: Leucoraja erinaceus (little skate)
Lineage: Eukaryota; Metazoa; Chordata; Chondrichthyes; Rajiformes; Rajidae
Product: DNA polymerase delta subunit 2-like
Exons: 2
Coding region: 401-667 (88 amino acids)
Source: RefSeq, a predicted model, not a curated record
ACCCAAUGUUGGCAGCCCUGAUAUAAACACACUUGACUCUUUAUUUCUCCUUGACGCUCCAUCUAAAUCUGCCCCUCACCAACAUGGCGGAUCCCUGAUCGCCUGCACCCGCAGUCAAUGACGUCAGCAAGGGCUGCCCCUCACCAACAUGGCGGAUCCCUAGUUACCAGCAAGGAUCUUUGGUUACUAGGGCCCCGCAACCCAUCCCAAGCCCGCCAAGAGGCCGUCGAAUACGCACGCGCGCCAGUUGGCGGGAACCGGCCGGCGGGCUCGAGCGGAAGUCACCGGUUCGUCAACAAGGCGGCGGCUCCUCUCAACGCGGGCGAGUGAAGUAAACCGUGAGGGAGGAUUUACUUGGUGCCCGACAGAACCCUCUUGCCCUGCCCUGCCCGCCCGCGCCAUGUUUUCUGAGCACGCCGCCCGCGGAGAGCGGACGCUGCUGUCGGCGUCGCUGCCCGAGCAGCACGGACCCACGUUUGAGCGGCUGCCCCCGGCCUCCUACACUAACUGCUCGGCCUGCUUCACCCUGGGCGAGCGCCACUUCAACCGCCAGUACGCCAGCAUCUACGCCUCCCGGCUGAAGCAGAUGAGACCCGCACUCAUCGAGAGGGCCAAACUGAAAUGGGGGAUGGGUACGGUUUGUGGAGAGGAGACGUGUGAGGUAUGAGUACUGUUGGGCACUGGCAUGGCAGAUUUCAUCAGAUACACAAGUGGAUGAGAUUUUAAUGUAGUUUAGAGAUACAGCGCGGACUUCCGGUGGCGCU